Puccinia triticina is the source of this 1008-nucleotide messenger RNA. RefSeq lists its product as uncharacterized. The transcript has 7 exons. The record is from RefSeq and is a predicted model, not a curated record. Lineage: Eukaryota; Fungi; Basidiomycota; Pucciniomycetes; Pucciniales; Pucciniaceae. The coding region runs from base 1 to 1008 and encodes 335 amino acids. Gene Ontology annotation, molecular function: nitronate monooxygenase activity.
AUGACUAUCCAGACUGCCUUGACUGCGGCCCUUGGGAUCCGGGUCCCGAUCGUCCAAGGUGGGAUGAUGUGGGUUGGUCUGCCCAAACUAGUCGCGGCAGUAUCUAAUGCCGGCGGUUUAGGGAUCCUCACCGGGCUCACACAACCCACGCCAGAAGCACUGAGACAAGCGAUACGAGAGACCCGGAAGAUGACCUCGAAGCCGUUCGGAGUGAACCUCACAUUCUUACCAUCAAUCAAUCCUCCACCAUACACCCUGUUUGCCCAAGUGAUCAUCGACGAAGGCAUCAAGGUUUGUGAAACAGCUGGUGGACCAAGCGCUACUCCAAUCAUCCAGAUGCUUCGCAAAGCAAAUAUUUAUGUGAUACAUAAAUGUACUAGUGUCCGACAUGCCAAUAGUGCGGUUAAGAUCGGUGCCAAUAUGCUCUCUAUCGAUGGCUUCGAAUGUGCUGGCCAUCCUGGCGAGGACGACAUUGGUGGGGUUGUUCUGCUAGCUCGAGCUGCUCAGGAGCUCAAAGUCCCAUUCAUCGCUUCAGGUGGUUUCGCAAACGGCAGAGGGCUGGCGGGCGCGAUUGCCCUGGGUGCAGCAGGAGUGAACAUGGGCACUGCCUUUAUGGUCACUGAAGAAGCAGAGAUUCAUCAAAAUAUCAAGGAAGAGAUGAUCAAAGCAGACGAACGGAAUACAAUCCACAUCUUUCGCACCCUCAGGAACACUGCGCGUGUUUACAGAAACGAGGUGGCUAUGGAAGUAGUCAAAUUGGAAAACCGUCCGGGUGGGUGCGAAUUUAAGGACAUUGCCCACCUCGUCUCUGGGGCGAGAGGGAAGAAAGUUUAUGAAGAAGGGGAUAUAAAUGCCGGUGUAUGGACAUGCGGGAUCAGCGUUGGCCUGCUCACGAAAAUCCAGUCAUGUGAAUCCUUCAUUCGUGAGUGCGAGCGAGACGCCGAAGAAGUCAUUGGUGGCAUGGCUCGCAUGAUCGUUCAACCAUCCGCACCACAAUCAAAACUUUGA